AGCGAGCCGAAUUCUUGGAUAAAGUUACUGAAAUUCUAUCGGUGCUUUGGAUAUGUUUACAACUAACUGAAAGGACUGUAAAAGAGGUAUGGUCUAAAGUUAAAAAGUGUUUAAGGUCGGACUUGUUAACUCGCUUGAUUUCUGAUAAGUCAUUCAAUAAUUUUGAAGUGGAAGAAAUACAGUAUUUAGAUAGUGAGGUAAGAGAUAGUUAUGAUUUGGAGACUGAUAGUUAUAGUGAUAUAAGUAGACCGAAAGUUUGUGGACCAAUGUAUCGGGCUUCCAGUAGUUCAGAGGAAGAUUUUUCGAUAGAAUAUUCUUUGCCAGAGCAGCGAAAAUUGGAAUAUGGUGAGUAUGAGGUUGUUAAACUUACUUCUAAGGGUUUUGAACGAUAUAAAGAAUUGGAAGAAUGA
Entrophospora candida is the source of this 410-nucleotide messenger RNA. NCBI's taxonomy places the organism in Eukaryota, Fungi, Glomeromycota, Glomeromycetes, Entrophosporales, Entrophosporaceae. The record is from the annotation of a GenBank genome assembly.